Lasiosphaeria miniovina is the source of this 509-nucleotide messenger RNA. RefSeq lists its product as uncharacterized. Gene Ontology annotation, molecular function: nucleic acid binding. The transcript has a single exon. NCBI's taxonomy places the organism in Eukaryota, Fungi, Ascomycota, Sordariomycetes, Sordariales, Lasiosphaeriaceae. The record is from RefSeq and is a predicted model, not a curated record. The coding region runs from base 277 to 480 and encodes 67 amino acids.
UUAGCUUUAAAUCCACAUUCGUUACUGCCUUCAACCAUUGACAUCCCUACUGCGUAAGGCGGGCCGUCACAGGCAAAAUACUAAGAAUAUGUGCUUCCAUUACUUCUUGACUUCUAUAAGAAGAUUCCUAGCUCGACAAUUCAACAAGAUAAUGCCCCAGCGCAUACAUCGAAGUCUUCCAAGGCUUGGAUCCAGGAGCAUUUUCCUACCGGCGUUGUGGUCGAUUUUCCACCUCGGAGCCCCGACCUUAAUCCUGUUGAGAAUGUCUGGCCGUGGAUGAAGCGGUGGAUUGAAGAUAAUAGGCCCCGUGCUACUGGUAAGGCAUUGAUCGAAGCUAUAAAGGAAGCUUGGGCUGCUGUACCGACCGAGAUGCUACGGAACUGUGCCAGAUCUAUGAAGCAGAGAGUGGAAGCGGUGAUUGCGGCUGGUGGAGAUUUUAUUGGAAACUACACUCCGGGCGUGUAUUUAGCGAAGUACUGAAAUAACAUUAUUAUGCACCACAACUGUAG